AUGGCAGGAGCUCAGGUGGGGCUCUCGGGACCCUUCCCGGAGCCCCCGGUUGGGCCAUGCCCUGUUUCUGACUCUGACUCUGACUCUGAGGACACGGCCAGGGGCGGCACAGGACCCAGUGCCGGGGUGCAGAACCCCUCCCAGGUCAUCCACAGUGGCCACUUCAUGGUGUCGUCCCCGCACAGCGACUCACUGCCCCGCCGGCGUCACCACCGCACUGAGCCUGAACUGGCCGAUCCCCGGAGCAUCGACCCAACCCUCACCCGGCUCUUCGAGUGCAUGAGUUUGGAGUACAGUGGGAAGCUGGUGUCUCCAAAGUGGAAGAACUUCAAGGGGCUGCGGCUGCUUUGCCGGGACAAAAUUCGUCUCAACAAUGCUAUCUGGAGAGCAUGGUACAUCCAGUAUGUGGAGAGGAGGAAGAACCCUGUGUGUGGCUUCAUCACCCCACUGGAGGGAUCAGAGGCUUAGGAGCACCGGAAACCAGAGGCUGUCGUGCUGGAGGGCAACUACUGGAAGCGCCGCAUCGAGGUGGUGAUGAGGGAGUACCACAAGUGGAGGAUCUACUACAAGAAGCGGCUCCGAAAGUCCACCCGGGAGGAAGAGCUCUCUGGCCCAAAACAGGAUGAGGAUGUCUGGAGGCCAACAGAGAAAUGGUGCAACCAGCUCUUCUGCAAUGUGGUGCCCAUGCUGCUUGGGGAUGAAGAAGAGGAGCCGGGGGGUAGGCAGCACUUCGACUUGGACACCUUCCUCUCAGACAUCUCUGACACCCUCUUCACCAUGACACAGACACCCAGCAUCCACCAGGCACUCCCUGAGGAUGCCUACGUUGGGAAUGCUGACAUGAUACAGCCAGACUUGGCACCCCUGCAGCCCAGCCUGGAUGAUAUGGAGAUCUCGGGAAGCAGUGCCAGAGUGUGGUGUGGGGUGGAUGGAGAAGUCCUGAUGGCAGAGGCAAGGGAGCAGCCCGGCCCCGUGCCCUGGUGGCACCGUGCUCCAG
This is a messenger RNA of Antrostomus carolinensis (chuck-will's-widow), 997 nucleotides long. RefSeq names its product carbohydrate-responsive element-binding protein-like. The transcript has 8 exons. NCBI's taxonomy places the organism in Eukaryota, Metazoa, Chordata, Aves, Caprimulgiformes, Caprimulgidae. Gene Ontology annotation, biological process: regulation of transcription by RNA polymerase II. The annotation marks the transcript as partial. Gene Ontology annotation, cellular component: nucleus. The record is from RefSeq and is a predicted model, not a curated record. Gene Ontology annotation, molecular function: DNA-binding transcription factor activity, RNA polymerase II-specific; RNA polymerase II cis-regulatory region sequence-specific DNA binding.